Messenger RNA from Atta colombica, 558 nucleotides. RefSeq names its product oocyte zinc finger protein XlCOF15-like. Lineage: Eukaryota; Metazoa; Arthropoda; Insecta; Hymenoptera; Formicidae. Bases 1 to 558 code for a protein of 185 amino acids. The record is from RefSeq and is a predicted model, not a curated record. The transcript has 2 exons.
AUGACGAAGACCAGUGCUACUUCCAGUAUUAAUAAAGUGCUCUUCAUGUUUUCAGGUUACAUGAAGAUGAGCUAUUACGUGGUUCAAAGGUCUACGGGGAAGGAUCGACGGCGGUGUCGUGGUCAAGGUCGCUUCGCCUGUGACAACUGCGAUCGCCGUUAUCAUCAGAUGAAAAAUCUAAGAAGGCACGUGACGAACGAGUGUGGCAAGCAGCCGACACAUCAAUGCUCCUACUUUGAUCUGAAAUACGUUGCGAUAUCCAAACAUACCUGUGUCACCUGCGGCAAAACUUACAAGCACAAGCAUCAUCUGAAGCGGCAUCAUGAUUUCGAGUGUGGAGUCGACCCGAAGUUCAAAUGCGCCUUUUGUCCACACAGAACCAGAUACAAGGACAGCUUGAUGAAACACAUACUGGCGCGCCAUCAGCAUCUCUUAGAACAGAAUUCGCAAUAUGGUCAUCAACAGGUUUUCGAGACGCAUACCGAUGUUGAAAUGAAUUUUCAUGCACAGGAGACCAAUGCGUUUAAUGUUUAUCCUGAUUUUACACAAAAUCUCUAA